CGAUGACAAUGUAAGGGCUGGUGAAAACAGUCUAAGUCCAUGCUGUCGUGCGGUACGGAACGCUCCUUAGUGUACGAAAUCCUACUCCAACCACCCCAACCUGACACAGCCCUGUGCGCCUGUGUUGUCUUUCCCAUCCGGAGGGGCCCAGCUCAGGCGGACCGUGAACACGAUGGAAUCCUUUGCUUACGGACCUAACAAAAUGGAAGAUCUCUUUGAUUAUGGGCCUGACUUGCUUUCUGACCGGGCAUCUUUCCAAGCUCUUGUUGAUGAGCUAUAUUCAACAGACUCAAAUAUGCAAUUAGAUGUUGAGUUUAGCAGCCGUGGCACCUCGCCAACAGGGCCUGCCACUCCACCUUCGUCUUCGGGCGGCCAGGAAGAGGUUGCUAGCCCAGACGUGGAACACGAACAUCAAGCCUUCGCUCAAGGAGCACUGAUGACAGAGAUGCUUGCCGGGAUGGAAGGAUCCACUCCAAACGAUCUGAUGAGGUCAGGAACCAACGUGUAUGAUGCCCUCGACACGAUCGAUCAAUCCUUCCACAACCCUUAUCUGGGCGUGCCAUCAUCUACUCAGUACCCCCACUGUCAGGUGCCAGCUUAUACCUGGGAAACCUAUCCUGCCAGAGCUUUACAGUACGGGACUGCCUACAAUACCAACUUCUCAUGGAUGGACCCUGCCGCUGUCAACUCUAGCAACACAGGCACUUUCUAUCACUCUGGCACUCGAGCCUCCAUCGACCAGUCAAGACUAAUACCCAGGUCCACCAUGAUUCCUGCCUCUCAGAAUGGUUCCACCACGGGUGUACCUCGAAGGGUUACCCAUGGAUAUGGGUCUAUGUCUUUGGAGAGCCUGCCAUCCGACGAUAUGAUGACCAGAUAUCCACAGUUGUCCUCACCGGAGAUUAUCAUGAGCGAUGCUGGCUAUCAUCCCAACACCAGUCUACCAGAAGACAACGACUUUGAACUGUCAGGCCCACCUGUCAGCGCUGCAAGUCAUCACACCGAACCCUCGAUUGUCAACAAUAGCAACAACAUUCAGCCGCAAGCAAGGAUUUUAGCAGAAGACACUUUCACCUUCUCCACAGAGAGCACACAAGCCCUCGAGACAUCUGGUCUACCAAUACGAAAUGACGUGCGUGCGUCAAGGGACCAGGGCAACUCUCGUUCACCAGAAACGACUCGGCGUGGAAUGGUCUCAAGGCCCUCGUCAUCUCGAGGUUCCAGCCCGAGAGCCAUGAACAAAGGAGGACGCUCGGGAGGCCUUGAUGGCAAUACUCGAGCACAUGCCAAUCAGAUGCGAAAGCUCGGCGCAUGUUGGAUAUGCGCGUUUCAGAGGGAUCAAUGUGACCCAGGAAGCCCGUGUACCAGAUGUCAAGAUCGUAGUAUCAGAGGAUCCUUACACAUGCUACCUUGCUCACGUAUGCAUUUGUCGGAUCUGGUGCAUCAGUUCCUCCCUGCUACGAUGAAUAGACAGCAUCGUCGUGAGGAGAUCAUAUCUUUUGCGAAGAAGAGCUUGCGCUCGUGGAAGACAGAGGCCCCUAUCCAGGUUUACCUGACAUCUCUCGGUCUGGGACAUUUCGCCUGGGAUCUGCACGAAUUUGAGCCGUCUUCUCAAGAUCUGUUGUUACAGAAGCGAUACAAGGUCGGUAUCUCUGGAACCUGGCAGCGCAUUGAGAAAAGAUCACCACCGCUCGCCCUCAAACAGGUCAACUUCAGUCAAACUCAGAGGCUUGACGAUUACGUGGACAAUAUUGUCGAACAAUAUCUUGAAGACUUCCAGAACCAAGCAUAUUAUGGGGAGGAAGACUCUUGCGCCAUGUUCCAAAGUGAGCUGCUGAGAGCACUGUGUAGUCUGUACAUCAGUCUGCCGGAUGAAGAAGACGACAAGACUCUCAAAGGUGACGUACGUCAGGUCAUCAGACUGCUGGUUCUCACCUGCAUCAUGGACCAUCCCAUCACCAUUGUUGCGACCUACCAAGAUACAGCUAUCAGUAUGAUGCAGAGUCACAAUAAUCCACAAGUCUACGGCACGUGGACCUCUCCUAUGCUGGCCAAUCGACAGCUCAAGUACUUCUUCUCCGAGAUGCAGACACAGCAGUACAACAAGAGUCUGAAUCGUUUACACCAGAUUCUGCGCAAAGCAGGAGACAAGAACAAGCUGUGGAUGUCGUCUUUCGUGUUGAUGCUCGGUAUUGCUCUCGUGCUCGAGCAAUGUCAACAUUUGCUGUGGAUCAAGGCAGACGCAAAAGUCGCCAGACGGGAGUCCUCGUCAAUCGAUGCCGAGUGGGAAGCCCGAAGCCAUUGCAACGAAAUGGACGAUGGGUUCGAGUUCCUGUGCAAGCUCUACCACUGCAAAUACCGUGGCAAGCACAGACAAAAGACCAGAUAUGAAGAAUUGAAGAACAAGACCUCGAACGCAGCCGAGGCGGAGUUUGCAGAAAAGAUUUAUGAUAUUGUCGACAGAAAUGGCGGAUACUUGUUGCAUCGUCAACAGUUGACGAUCUCUGGUAUGCAGGAGAACAACCAUGUUUCGAGAUUGGUUGCCAGGUUUUUGGUCGAGCUGAUGGGACUGACUCAAUCCUCGCCUUGAACCGAGGGGGAGAACUUGAAGGGAUGACUUGACGAAUUGGCCAACGACACAUUUUACGAAGGAUUGAACGACAAAAGGAAAGAACAACGACGGCGGCGUGUGACAGAAAUGAUUUUGAUAUCUUAAAAACAUAAUAACGCGUUAUCAACAAUACAUC
Molecule: messenger RNA, 2747 nt
Organism: Aureobasidium pullulans EXF-150
Lineage: Eukaryota; Fungi; Ascomycota; Dothideomycetes; Dothideales; Saccotheciaceae
Exons: 3
Coding region: 173-2590 (805 amino acids)
Biological process (GO): regulation of DNA-templated transcription
Molecular function (GO): DNA-binding transcription factor activity, RNA polymerase II-specific; zinc ion binding
Source: RefSeq, a predicted model, not a curated record